Messenger RNA from Anopheles stephensi (Asian malaria mosquito), 1625 nucleotides. It is a transcript of the gene Max, whose product is annotated as protein max. Gene Ontology annotation, biological process: positive regulation of transcription by RNA polymerase II. The coding region runs from base 296 to 886 and encodes 196 amino acids. The transcript has 6 exons. Gene Ontology annotation, cellular component: RNA polymerase II transcription regulator complex. Gene Ontology annotation, molecular function: DNA-binding transcription factor activity; protein dimerization activity. The record is from RefSeq and is a predicted model, not a curated record. NCBI's taxonomy places the organism in Eukaryota, Metazoa, Arthropoda, Insecta, Diptera, Culicidae.
GCCAUAUUUGACAUUUCCCAAUUCCGUACAAAUAAACAUCGUGCUUCGAAGGAAUUUUGUACGGACCGCUUUUCUGCAUCCUUUUUCCUGUCCCAUAUGCGACCGUAGAAAAAGGAUUCAUUUACAUACGCACGUAAUUUACACGCCGGAGGAAAAGGUGACCGCCGACGGUGUACGUUGACCGCCGAAAGUUAGCGAUUUGUUGCGACAGUGAGCGAUCCCGAGACCGAUCGAAUCGCAAACGCCCAGAGACGCGCCCGCCUUGAGAAGUAUCGUAGAAAGUAACAGCCCGUGGAUGCGCUUGCACGAGGAUAACCAAGGCCGGAAGCUAAGCACUAGCGAGUGGUACGACAAUAUGAGCGAUGAUGACCGGGACAUUGACAUAGAAAGCGAUGAUGGCGAUGAUUCGGACAACACAAAAUCACAGUCCCGUUCCGGUGCUGGCAGUCAGUUCUACUCACAGGCCGAAAAACGCGCUCACCACAAUGCCCUUGAACGGAAGCGGCGAGAUCACAUCAAGGACAGUUUCACCGCGCUGCGUGACUCGGUACCGUCGCUGCAGGGUGAGAAGGCUAGUCGCGCGCAGAUACUGAAAAAGGCGGCCGAGUACAUCCAGUUCAUGCGGCGGAAGAACAACUCACACCAGCACGACAUCGACGAUCUGCGGCGACAAAACAAUAAGCUCGAAACGGAAAUUCGCGACUUGGAGCUGGCGCGGGCUUCCGGCAAGUAUGGCGGCGAUGGAGUUGAUUUGGGCCUAUCGUUCCAGGACGGGUCACGCGGUUCGGACAGCUCCGACAUCGACGAGGUGGUACCCAAAAACAACAACAACAACGGGAUGGGCGCGCGGCGAAACAAAAAGAUGAAAACGAAUGCCAACUACUAGGCGGGGCGGGCAUUGCAAAACGGCGCCCAGUGGCGUGGCUUUUAAUUGUUAAGAUUUUUUUCUUAUUUUUUUUGUAGCAAACGAAAAGCCCUACCGCUUUCUUUUUGGUAACAGCUUUUGGAAUUAGUUUUCUUUUAUAUUGUAAAAUGCAUAUUAGUUUGUACGUCGUAAAAUUCAUUUGCUCUUCCGAAUCCUUUUUGCUUUUGCAAUGACUUAGAGUUGGUUGGAAACUUUUUUCUUUUUUCAUAUCCAUCGUAUGAAACAAUAAUUGAAGAAGCCCCGUCAAUACGUUUAAACCAUCGAGAACUGUAAAGAGAUGCGCUAGCGGCAGUUGAAUUUAUAACAUAGAACACACAGAAGGAGGAAAAAAAAGUUGUACAGGAUGUUGUGGUUUUUCUUUUUGCUCUACAAUCUCAAACGGCAGUCCGUCCGCUUGGGGGUCUGCCGAUUUCGUACUUUCUUGACUUGAUUUACCCGUUGCUACCAGAGGUUUCCUGUUUGGUCCAAAUCACCUCGAAGGGAAAGUGAUACAGUGCUGUACAGACACGAUUGUUCGCAUAGCUUUCUUUGGUUCCAGUUUCAACACAAUUCUACAAAAUUCAUGUACGUAAAGGAUCAUUACGCUGUUCCUAUUACUGCACGGGAUCGAAAGAAGUUAAAUAAAACAUAUAUUUAGCAUUACAAUAGAAAUAGUGUAACGUACGUUGAACAGCUAAAUACCUUGACGAGGAGAAAUCCA